UGGACUGCGUUCAGUACCAUAAUAAAGCGGCAGUUUAAGAAGGUACUGUCCAAAAUUAUACUAUUUCAAGAACACCGCACCCAGAAUGUGGGAUAUAGGACGCAGAGAGAGCGCAGUGAUCCACACUCACUUGGUGUUUACUGUUUGUAUUGUGUUCAUGUGGCGGUGUGGUUGGCGAAGCACAGAGAACCUGUUGUUGUGAUUGGAUCGGAGCCGUUUGGGAUUCAGCUUGGAUUUGAUGCUACUUUAAAACAAAUCUGACGAAACCACGGACAUUUGAAUCGUUAAGUUACAUUCUUUAAACGGAUUCUAAGAAGGCCGAGAAAAAUGUCCACCAUAAGAUACGGUACCAGCCUCGGUCCUGCAGCAGUUACCUCUGUAGGAGAGUCUCUGCGAAAUGGGGACGAAGACACAGUGAAGCCAGAUGAUCCCAGUGAUCCCAACAAGUUGCUGCAGUGCCCUUAUGACAAGAAUCACCAGAUUCGCGCCUGCCGCUUCCCUUAUCAUCUUCUCAAGUGCAGAAAGAAUCAUCCCAAAUUAGCGAGUGAACUGAAGACAUGUCCCUUCAAUGCAAAACACCUGAUGCCCAAACAUGAGCUGUCCCAUCAUAUUGAAAACUGUGAGGAUAGACGCUUGAUCACUAUUGAGGAUGAGGCCAACAUGGAGAUACAGAGGAAAUUUCAAGUCCCAGUCAGUACCUGGACAAACCCUGUGACUGAGGAGGACUGGGAUAAAGAGGCUGAUGACCACGCUGCUACUUUUGUGUGGGGAGUGUCAACUAAUCAGCUCGUCCAAAAUAAGCCUGAGCCAAGAACCACUAACAAUUUGACCCCAGGGCUCCGUGCACCUCGAACGCUCCCGUGGAAACUCUGUGAGUUCUGAGAUCAGCUUUAACCUUAUUAAUAAAAAUCGUUAGGAUGUACAGGGGCUUGUAUCAACUUUAAGCUGAAGUCAGGCGUACGCUAAACGAUUGUUGGUCCAAUUUUACCACGAUUCCCCCUUGAUCAGAAUCAAUUGAGCACAUAGAUAAUCUAGUAGUGUGAGAGGGAAAACUAGAUAAUCGAGUAUUUUCAAACCUUAUGACUCAAAACGUUCAGGAAUCCUGUAGUGUGAGAUGAUUAUUACCUAACAGAACAGGUGAUUCUGGCAACAGAACAAAUCAGAACAUUUGUUUUGGACAUAGCAGGUUUGGAAUGCAGGCUUACAAAUACCAGCACUGACAUUAGGAGCAGCUAGUCUGUAACUGUACA
Messenger RNA from Colossoma macropomum (tambaqui), 1250 nucleotides. RefSeq lists its product as uncharacterized. NCBI's taxonomy places the organism in Eukaryota, Metazoa, Chordata, Actinopteri, Characiformes, Serrasalmidae. The coding region runs from base 328 to 882 and encodes 184 amino acids. The record is from RefSeq and is a predicted model, not a curated record. The transcript has 7 exons.